UCUGUCAUUCGCGCUUUUACCAUCUCCACUCGUCAUAAUUGUCGUACCCUCUUUCCCCUUCGCCUCUCUGUAUAAACAUGUUCAUGUUUCUCAUCAUCUCUUGACGAGUUCUAGGGGCUCGUUUAUAUUUGUUCUCCAAGAUUCAACGAGCUUAGUUCUUCUCAACCUGCAAAAUUCGCAUUUUCCCCAGAAUCUUCCUCUUUUGGACCUUUUCUUUUCUUUUCUUUUUCUUGCUCUGUUUCGCCCUGUAUAUACCAUUCGCUCGCUCGCUCAUGGCGUAUCAGCCGGUUCCGAGUGGUGUUCAGCUCGAGUUUGUGUACUCUCCCUUUGGAGAUACCACUUACACGAAGGUGUUUAUUGGGGGUUUAGCUUGGGAGACGCGGAGCGAGACGUUGCGCGGACAUUUCGAGCGGUUUGGUGAGAUUUUGGAGGCUGUUGUGAUCACUGAUAAGAACAGUGGACGAUCCAAAGGCUACGGUUUUGUGACUUUCCGAGAUCCUGAGAGUGCCAGGAGAGCAUGUGCUGAUCCGACUCCAAUUAUCGAUGGCAGGCGGACAAACUGCAAUUUGGCGUCUCUAGGACGGCCUCAACUGCCUCUCUUUAAUGGGCAUUUAAGACCAGUGCCAGCCUAUGGUGGAGGUGUGCAUGCCGCUGGAGGAACUCAUCUUGGUAGGAUUGGCUACCAGCAGCCUGUUUCUUACAACUUUCAACACGGACAUGUUUACCCUCCUCAUGGAUAUACAGCAUAUGGGCCCGAAUACAUCACGCAACCGGGUGUGUACAACCCUUAUAUGGGUCAGCAGUACCUUCAGAUGUAUGGAGAUCUGAGGCCAGUUAACGCAAGCAUUAACCCUUACGGACAGUGUGGCCCGUUUGUUCUCAGCAGUAACGGUUAUACAACAGUUCAGAGGUAUGCAAUACCAGGGCAUCAGAUCGUGCAAUACAGUGGACCCAGUGUAUAUGCAUUACCAACUUCAUCUGUGCCUGCAAUAAUCCAAGCAUCAUACCCUGCGGGUAUUCCUCCACCUAUUCAUUCUCAGCCACCAGUGUUGGUGCCUGCUCCUACCCCUCAAUUUAUUCAAGGCAGUGGUCUUGAGAAUCUUAAUCAGACAGCUGCCUGAGGGAUUGGCACAAGUUGUCUUUUAAUACAGAUGAGACAGAGAGCAGCAGAACCAGAACUUGCAGUGGUGAAUUUGAUCUAGCCUCGCAUAUUGUCAAUGUCGCAUUUUAGAGGUCGAAGUCAAGUCAUCUUCAUUAGGAAUCCAAUGUCGAAGUAGUUUUGAGCUCCUUACGGGGAGGAGCACGGAGGACGCACAUCGCUCUUCCUGCACGGUAUCUUUACUCUUCACGACUGCUUGUGCUCGGUAUCAUAGCGGGUGCGCGCGGAUCCAUGGAUGCUGGAAGCGGCUUUUCUCGCAACCAAUGGACGUAUGAAUUCGUUAAGUGUCAUGCUUUGUUGUACUUUCGGUAAGUUCAUUUUUUGCGCCACCACGCACGAUAGAGGUUAGGAAUUUCAUGGAAGCUGAAAGCAUUGUGCUGGAAGCCCGACAAGAUUCGAAGCAGAAAAAAUAUUUUUUUGGCCUUGAUUUGCUACGGUUUGCCCACAAUUUAUCCUUCAACUCUCUGCCUGUAUUCGUUUAUAACUCUAUCAAUUGAUUUAUCUAUGUCAGUGGAAGAUACUCUGGUCGCUCUUGUGAGCAUGGGGAUGAGGAAGUAAAUGAUAUUUGUUGUGCAUUUGCAUAUGA
This is a messenger RNA of Eucalyptus grandis, 1745 nucleotides long. Its product is annotated as RNA-binding protein 38. The transcript has 8 exons. Gene Ontology annotation, molecular function: RNA binding. Lineage: Eukaryota; Viridiplantae; Streptophyta; Magnoliopsida; Myrtales; Myrtaceae. The coding region runs from base 273 to 1121 and encodes 282 amino acids. The record is from RefSeq and is a predicted model, not a curated record.